UUAGUACUCCUCAAAGAAAAUUUUGCAACCGCAAUAAAGAAGCCACCAAGUGUAGCCCUCUCAGUGUCUCUCUAUCUGCAUGUGCCACGGUGUCAGUGAGCGGAAAAGGAGAAGAAAAUGGCGAGAGAGGAGGAGGAAAAGGCAUCUCUGGUAUCACCGAUAUUGAUGGAAAACUCUGAAGAUCAUGAAAAUAAUGGAGUCAGUAGUAUUAAUGAGGAUGGAAGGAAUAAAAGGAAAGUAGUUCUUCAGGAAGUAAGAAAGCAGCUAUGGCUGGCAGGGCCUCUGAUAUCUGUGAGUCUGUUGCAGUAUAGUUUGCAGGUGAUAUCUGUGAUGUUUGUGGGUCAUCUUGGUGAAUUGGCUCUCUCCGGCGCCUCCAUGGCUACUUCUUUCGCCUCUGUCACCGGUUUCAGUUUGUUGAUGGGAAUGGGAAGUGCAUUGGAUACCUUAUGCGGCCAGGCAUAUGGAGCAAAGCAAUAUCAUAUAAUGGGAAUACAAAUGCAGAGAGCAAUGUUUGUCCUUUUUCUUGUAAGCAUACCCCUUGCAAUCAUCUGGGGAAACACAAGAUAUAUUCUUAUUGCUUUAGGCCAGGAACAUGAUAUAGCGACCGAAGCAGGACGAUAUGCCUGUUUCAUGAUCCCGAGCCUGUUUGCCUAUGGUUUUCUGCAGUGCCUAAUUAAAUUCUUACAGACCCAAAACAUUGUCUUUCCAAUGAUGCUAAGCUCUGCAAUCACAACUUUACUGCAUGUUCUUAUAUGUUGGGUCCUAGUAUUUAAAACUGGACUUGGAGAUAGAGGAGCUGCCUUGGCAAAUUCCAUAUCCUAUUGGAUCAAUGUAUUACUAUUGGUACUUUAUGUCAAGUUCUCCUCUUCAUGUGCAAAAACCUGGACGGGUUUCUCAAAGGAGGCCUUGCACAACAUACUCACUUUUCUGAAACUUGCUAUUCCUUCAGCUGUUAUGGUCUGCCUGGAAAUGUGGUCAUUUGAAAUGAUGGUUCUUCUAUCCGGUCUUCUUCCAGAUCCAAAGUUAGAGACUUCAGUGCUUUCUAUUUGUCUGAACACUGCAGCAACAGUUUGGAUGAUCCCCUUUGGACUCAGUUGUGCUAUAAGUACUCGAGUCUCGAAUGAAUUAGGAGCCGGGCAUCCCGAAACUGCACGUUUGGCGGUACACGUUGUCUUUGUGAUGGCAAUAACUGUGGGUAUAUUGGUUGGAUCCGUUCUGAUAUUGAUACGCAACAUUUGGGGCUAUGCUUACAGCAAUGAAAUAGAAGUGAUCCAAUAUGUAGCAAUCAUGAUGCCAAUUAUUGCAAUAUCCAACUUUUUAGAUGGCCUCCAGUGUGUUCUUUCAGGCACUGCUAGAGGAUGUGGUUGGCAGAAGAUUGGUGCAUAUAUCAAUCUCGGUUCAUACUAUUUAGUUGGAAUUCCAUGUGCUGUUGUAUUUGCUUUUGUCCUUCACAUUGGAGGGAAGGGGCUCUGGCUGGGGAUCAUAUGUGCACUAGUUGUCCAAGUGUUAUCACUUCUCACUGUUACCAUACGUACUAACUGGGAGCAAGAAGCAAAGAAGGCUACAGAGAGAGUCCAUGAUUCAAUAAUUCCUGUAGAGAUAGUCUCUUGAAGAUGAAUGGCAACAUUUGCAGAUAAACUCCAUUACUACUUGACAGUAGAGGAAUAUACAUCUGAAAAUUUUGGAAUCUUAAAAAGGUAUUGCAACUUGAUCUGCUUAUAUAAGUUAUAUGAUGUUUUAUAAUCGUUGGAAGCUGUUUAGAUCUAAAGAUAAUAAAUGAAUACCGAGUAGUGGAAAUCAGCUCACAGAUAGCAUUAUUUAGGCAUAAAAGACUGAAUGGACAUGUUAUUCAAUAGACUUGGCUAAGUUGGCUGCCACCAUAGACAAUUAAACUCUACUUUUAUUCUCCUUAA
This is a messenger RNA of Juglans microcarpa x Juglans regia, 1913 nucleotides long. RefSeq names its product protein DETOXIFICATION 16-like. The coding region runs from base 118 to 1611 and encodes 497 amino acids. Gene Ontology annotation, molecular function: xenobiotic transmembrane transporter activity; antiporter activity. Gene Ontology annotation, biological process: xenobiotic detoxification by transmembrane export across the plasma membrane. The record is from RefSeq and is a predicted model, not a curated record. NCBI's taxonomy places the organism in Eukaryota, Viridiplantae, Streptophyta, Magnoliopsida, Fagales, Juglandaceae. Gene Ontology annotation, cellular component: membrane. The transcript is spliced from 8 exons.